GACGAAGCUCGCGUGACCGUAGCUGGCUAUCGGGCCGGAAUAUCGGCGCUUUUGUUAAUACACGGCAGUGCCAAUCGUUAGGAUAGUCGCCAUUUUGUCCGGAGAGGUAGCCCGGUCCGAGCGAACGAAGCGAAAAUAGGCGCUGCCUCGACCGCGAGGAUCGUCGGAUUCUAGAUAAUGUAGGUAUAGUUUAUUAAAACAAGGCCUUUAGGAUAUAAUUAUAUUUAAUGUCAGUAUAUAAGCUGAAUGCUUGUUAUUGGUGGUGUAAUCAUUGGACCAAGAAAUAUUGAGACAAUUAAGGUAUAGCAAAGAAGGUGUAAAAUGACGAUUGCCACUAGGGGCCAGGGAGUUGGCAUAGACCCUCCCGACAGCCAGCAAAAUACACAGAUGCACAGUCCACCAGGUCCACAACAAUUGGCUGACACAAUGUCGGGACUCCAACUCACCGAGAAUGUGGUACAAACGGAGUGCAACAAUGAUGCUAUCACAACGGUAGAAGAUAGCAACCAGCUUCAUGAAGAGCCUGAGUUUCCUAUUUUCAAACUUAAUAUGCUUCAUGAGAAGAUAUCUAGUCCACGAUGGGUUGUACCAGUUCUACCCGAACAAGAAUUAGAGUGCCUGUUACAAGCCAGUAUCGAACUUUGUAAAAAAGGAAUUGAUGUACAAAGUGAAGCGUGUCAACGCUUUUUUCGAGAAGGUCUCACAAUCUCAUUUACUAAGAUAUUAACAGAUGAUGCAGUAAACAGUUGGAAAUUGAAUAUUCACAAUUGUAUCAAUACUAAUUGUGCACGUUUGGUGGAACUAUGUGUCCUGAAAUUAGAUGAGGAUUGGUUUCCUCUUCUUGAUUUGCUGGCCAUGGUUUUUAAUCCUAGUAAUAAGUUUCACACAGUAAAUGCAAUAAGAGUUUCAGAAACUGUUCCUCCUGGUAGUGAUAUUCCUGAUGAGGAACUUUAUGCUCGCCCACCAUCUGACUCGCGAGCUCCUCGUGGUUGGCUAGUAGAUCUCAUAAACAGAUUCGGGAGUCUUAAUGGAUUUGAAAUUUUGCUUUCGAGAUUUCAGAGUGGACGUAAUUUAACAGUGCCAGUUAUUUAUGCUUUAAUCAGACCCUUUGGCUUGUGUUAUGAACUGUUAACUGUUCACACAAUAGUUAAAUAUCUGAUGCCUAUUGUUGAAAUGGUACCUCUUAUUUUGAAUAACUUAACUGAUGAUGAAUUAAAGAAAGAGGCAAAAAAUGAAUCAAAAAAUGAUGCAAUAUCAGCCAUAAUCAAAGCUGCUAAAUGCUUGGUGUCACGCGUACCUCAUCAGGAAGAAAUGAUAAAGAACUUGGAAAUACUGAGACUGAAAAUGAUAUUGAGACUCUUGCAAAUUUCUUCGUUUAAUGGAAAGAUGAAUGCUUUAAAUGAAGUUAAUAAAGUAAUAUCUAGCGUUAGUUAUCACCAACACCGUAAUACUAUAGCAGAGGAGGAGGAGUGGCUUACAGCAGAGCGUAUGGCAAAAUGGAUUAAAGACAAUGGUGUAUUGGAAAUUGUACUAAGGGAUUCAUUGCAUCAACCGCAAUAUGUAGAGAAGCUGGAGAAAAUUUUACGCUUUAUUAUAAAAGAACGUGCACUUACACUAGAAGACUUAGAUGCUGUUUGGGCUGCACAAGCUGGCAAACAUGAAGCAAUUGUGAAGAAUGUUCAUGACUUGUUAGCCAAAUUAGCUUGGGAUUUUAGUCCUGAACAACUUGAUCACCUAUUUGAGUGUUUUCAGACAAGUUGGAGGACUGCCAACAAGAAACAACGAGAAAAGCUGUUAGAAUUGAUCAGGAGACUCGCGGAAGAUGAUAAAGAUGGUGUUAUGGCACAUAAGGUGUUAACACUCUUUUGGACUUUGGCACAUUCUGACGAAGUCCCUACAGAGAUCAUGGAUCAGGCAUUAAAUGCUCAUGUAAAAAUUCUUGAUUACUCGUGCUCACAAGAGAGAGAUGCGCAAAAAGCAAUUUGGGUAGACAAAUGUGUUGAAGAAUUGAAAAAUGGUGACAAGUGGGCCCUCCCUGCAUUGAAACAAAUUCGGGAAAUAUGUUGCCUUUAUGAACCAAAUCCCAACCUAGGUCAUAGUCAACGUAGCCAUCAUUUACAUUACAGGCAAGAAGUAAUAGAGCGUCUACAGAGCGAACAUUCAGUAGUAAUUCUUGUAACAAAUAGUUUAACAAAUUAUAUGGAUAAGGUGCGGCAAUUGGUGAAAGAAAAUCCUGACAUCGACGCAAAUACUUUUAUGCCUGAUGGUCGAUAUAAUCAUAUUGUACAAGUGCAAGAAAGAUUGAAUUUUUUGCGUUUCUUAUUAAAGGAUGGGCAAUUAUGGCUUUGCGCUGAUCAAGCGGAACAAAUUUGGCAAUGUUUAGCUGAGCAAGGUGUAUUUGUUUCGGAUCGUGAGGCAUGUUUCAAAUGGUUUUCUAAACUUAUGGGAGAUGAACCGGAUUUGGAUCCAGCAAUAAACAAGGAUUUUUUUCAAAAUAAUAUACUGCAAUUAGACCCAACAUUACUUACAGAAAGCGGUAUUAAAUGUUAUGAAAGAUUUUUUAAAGCUGUCAAUUCUAAGGAAGGAAAAUUGAAACUGAAACGCAGAACAUAUCUUAUGGAUGAUGUGGAUUUAAUUGGAACCGAUUAUUUGUGGAGAGUAGUGACUAACAGUCCGGAAGAAAUUGCCAACAGAGGCAUAGAACUUUUAAAAGAGGUGAACACUAAUUUAGGACCGCGGUUGCAGUCAUCCGUUUUGGCAUUUCACGAAACGUAUAUAGCGGAAUGUAUGGACAGAUUGAAGGCUCAUUAUGAUACUGUGACCGUUUUGAGCAGAGUGUAUCUGGAUGGAAAAGAGGAGCGUGAAGAACAAAUGACAAAUAAGAUUAAAAUGGAAGCCAUAAAAAUGUGCCGCGUUAUGAAAGUUUUACAGGAAUAUAUAAACGAGUGCGAUACAGCUUUUCCAGGAGAACGAAAGAUAUUACCGUUACAUAGAGCAGCUCGUGGCAAGCACCUAUCACUUGUUAUUCGUUUUGCGAGUCCCGGUAGAAACGUUGACGACAUAGAUAUCUUUACACACAGUAAUGACACUUUAGCUUCAUUGAGACGUCAAAUACUACGCAGGAUUAAGGCAAGCGGAACAAAUGUGAAACUUGAUUUAUUUAUUAAUGGAGAAUCGCUAGAACAAUCCGACGAUAGGAAACUCCUUUCUCAGAUUCCACUGAGAGACAAAAUGUUAUUGUCUGCUAAGCUCAGCCAAGUAAAUAGCAAUAUGCCAAGCUCACCGGACAGUAGCUCUGAUAGCUCCACUAGUUCUCCGCAUCAUCCAUAUGAUGGGCCGAAUGUAGAGGCAGAGAAUAGUUUACCUGGCGUGGUGAUGUCGCAAAGAUCGCAGUAUGCGACAUUUUUCUUUCAAUUAGCAGAUCUUGGCUGUACUCUUCAGCAUUCGCAAUUGCGUGAUGGUGCACGAAAUCUCUUGCAAUUAGUGCCGCCAGAUACCUUCACUGUAACAAGAUUACAGUGGCUAUUUGGCCAUUACAAAGACGAGGAAGCUUUACAGAACCCUUCUCAAUAUCAUUGUAACGAGCAAAAUACGUCAGUAGAUUCUCUAUUUUUUACUGCAAGUCCUAGCCAAGUUUUAUACAAUUUAGAGGUAUUAUACACUUUGUUAAUGCCGGCUCUCGACCCUAUGUCGGAGAGAGCAUUUGAAUUUCAAUAUAAUUUCAUAAAAAGUGGCGAAGCGGGUGUUAUCCUCGAUAUGCUAACCAAAAAUAAGUUUUUACCAAAUGCGGACGAAACUACGAAGCGGUCUGCGUAUCUAACUGUAUUGAGACUAUGUAAACUUCUCUUGACAGUGAUGGGUAACGUAAUGGCAUGCGUGAUGGACGAAGUUCAACAAACUGGAACUUCGGAAAAUCACGACAACCACAUUAAUAAUCGCGGUCGAGUGACGGUGUUGAAACAGGCUCUUCAAAGUGUACCGAAUCAAAGUACCGAAUACAUGCUGAGAAGUGUGGCAGCCAAACUGGCACAGCAUCUGGCGCAUCGAAUGCUAUCCGGCGGGCCCGAGGCUGAUCGAUGUCGGCAACUUUUUGUGCAGGCCCUUUCAUGGGAAUUACCGGAUGUGGCUACUAUACGUGCCAUAAUUAGAUUAGCGUGGGCCGCAUCCACGGGUAACCUGAACAACAUUAAUGCAUCGAAUGAGGCUCUUCACUCGAUGCAUGAGACUAACCAAAAAGAACAAAGAAAUCCCGAUAAUAACGAUGUCCUUGUAUGCAAGGAAGCACUCGAAGUAUUGACAAUCGCCCUUGUUUUGAAUCCAUCGGCACUAGAAACAUUGUCGAGGGACAAAAUAUGGCAUACUUUCUUAAUAGACCUUGUGCUGCUUAGUACGUCAAGAGCUAUUAGAGUUGCCGCUGGUGAACAAUUUUUUCUCAUAUCGACAUGGUGCAGUGGUGGACACCAAACGCUAUUAGUCACCAUAACGCUUCUCUUCACCGUUUUAAACAGUACAGUUAUGGAGAAUGCGAAACAGAGUCACGAAUACUUUCAGCUUUUGUGCCGACUGUUGAAUUUCGCGCAUAUGUCAGGUUGCCCUCUUACGACCGCAGAGACACUGUUAAACGUCGAAAUAGCCUGGUUAAAGAAAGUUCGCGAUAACGUGAAGGAGACUGGAGAGAGUCAAGUGGACGAAGCCUUGCUCGAAGGUCAUCUUGGUCUAACAAAGGAGCUGUUGGCCUUUCUGCCACCAAAUGAGAAAUACGAAAUCGGUUCCGAUGAGAAGCAUGGGGUUAACUUGAUCAAGGAAAUGGUUGAAGACUUUGUAUUCCCCGCAUCUCGCCUCAUGCUGCAGCUUCGUAGUACCGGCGAACUCAGCGCUUCGCAAGCAUGCCCGGUGUGUACCACUCCUCAAUCGACCAGCGCUGCGUUCGACUUGCUCGUAGGUCUUUGCGUAGGCUGUGUAUCCAACAUGAAACUUCUAGUCACAAUGCUCACCGACAUGUUCUACUCUGAAAAGGACGAACCAUUAGUAGAGUGGGAUUAUUUACCGCCUGUGGGGCUUAGGCCACUUAAAGGCUUCGUAGGCUUGAAGAAUGCAGGGGCAACCUGCUAUAUGAAUUCAGUAUUACAGCAAUUAUACAUGGUGGAAAGCAUUAGAGUCGGGCUUUUGGCGGCAGAAGGCGCGGCGACGGAUCUGAAUGAGGAUUUUUCGGGCGAAGAGAGGAUAGAAGGAGAGCAGACAAUCGAAACGAAUGACAAUGACACAAACGAAGAAAAGUGCGGUGCCGAUGAAUCCAGGAAAGAAUACAACAUCGGCAUUCUGAAACAAGUACAAGCAAUAUUUGGUCAUCUGGCUUACAGUAAAUUACAAUAUUACAUACCUAGAGGACUAUGGAAGCAUUUUAAGCUUCAAGGAGAACCUGUAAAUCUUAGAGAGCAACAAGAUGCAGUAGAAUUCUUCAUGAGUCUGGUAGAGAGCUUAGACGAGGCAUUAAAAGCCUUAGGACAUGAGCAGAUAAUGGGCAAGAUUCUUGGUGGCUCAUAUAGCGACCAAAAAAUCUGCAAAGGUUGCCCUCAUAGAUAUUCCAAAGAGGAGCCAUUCAGCGUGAUAAGUGUGGACAUACGGAAUCACAGUAAUUUAUUGGAUUCUCUUGAGCAAUACGUGAAGGGAGAACUGCUGGAGGGUGCAGAUGCCUAUCAUUGUGAUAAAUGCAACAAAAAGGUCGUAACAGUAAAGAGAUUGUGCGUAAAAAAGCUGCCGCCUAUUUUAGCAAUUCAAUUGAAAAGAUUUGAGUAUGACUUCGAGCGUGUAUGUGCUAUAAAGUUCAACGACUACUUUGAAUUUCCACGAGAUCUUGAUAUGGAACCUUACACUGUCUCCGGUUUAGCGAAAUUGGAAGGAGAAGUUAUAGACUGUGAUUAUGAGGAAUCUGUAAAAGGAACAUGCACGAAAUAUCAAUUAACUGGUAUUGUCGUUCAUAGUGGCCAGGCUAGCGGUGGUCAUUACUAUUCCUACAUCCUGCACAGGCUGAAUGAUGGUACGGCAAAGUGGUAUAAGUUCGAUGACGGUGAUGUAACGGAAUGCAAAAUGGAGGAGGAGGAAGAGAUGAAGUCUCAAUGCUUUGGUGGUGAUUAUUUAGGGGAAGUAUUCGAUCAUAUGCUCAAGCGGAUGAGUUACCGCAAACAGAAGCGAUGGUGGAAUGCAUAUAUGUUAUUUUAUACAAGACUAGAUGUAGAAGAAAAUUCUCUAAUGAAGAGUGUAAAUGAACUGUCAUUGUAUACGAAACUAGGAGUUAUGAAAAUGCCAUCAGCGAUUGAGUACAGUGUACGAAAACAAAAUAUAAAAUUUAUGCACAACCGAAAUCAAUUUAGUGCCGAAUACUUCCAAUUCAUUAAGAAAUUGGUGUCCUGUAAUCCUCAUAAUGUUAACCGUCAAAAUCUCAAUGAGAAACUCAGCCCGGAAGCGGAAGAACUUGCGAUGCUCUCGGUUCAGUUGGCAUCAAGAUUUCUUUUUUACACCGGUUUUCACACCAAGAAAACAUUGCGUGGCACGGCAACGGACUGGUAUGACAUUGUCUGUCAUCAUUUGCGUAGCAGUAAAGCAGUGCGAUCUUGGUUCGCAAAUGAAGUUUUAUUCAAUCAUCCACAUAGAUUUUGCGAAUACCUCUUAAGUUGCCCUAGUACGGAGGUGCGCACUGCUUUUCUUAAAAUUUUGGUAUUUCUUGCACAUGUUUCUUUGCAAGAUGGUCCAUGCGCUCCGCCCAGUUUAAAUGCACCAAGUAUACUCUUAGAUCCAGUAGCGACUCUUAGCGAUCACCUGUUACACGCUGUACUGUCGCUGCUGCACCGAGAAAUUUCGGAUCACGGGCGUCAUCUUCCCCAUUACUUUUCUCUCUUUCAUGCAUAUGCUUCGCUUGGUCUUGCCGAAAAGGCGCAACUGCUUAAGCUAAAUGUACCAGUUACGUUUAUGUUAGUCGCCAUCGAUGAAGGCCCAGGUCCUACCAUCAAAUAUCAGUAUCCGGAACUGACUAAGCUUCACCAGGUAGUUAGCAUGUUAAUACGAUGUUGCGAUGUAUCAUCGAAAGUACACUCGAGUCAGACGCCUCGUGCGGAACCCUUACCAAAUCCGUAUGGAGAUCCCGCGUGUCAACCAGAUUAUCUUAUGCCCAUUCAAUCUUCAGCAGCGGAAAUAUUAUUUAUCCGUACUAGUUAUAUUAAAAAAUUGAUCGAGGACGCUAAUGUGACUGAAGAUACGGUUAAACUAUUGCAAUACUGUUGUUGGGAAAAUCCACAUUUGUCGCGAACAGUACUUAGUGAGCUGUUGUGGCAAAUAGGAUUUGCUUACACCCAUGAGUUGAGGCAUCAUACAGAUUUGCUGCUUGCGAUACUACUGAUGGAGGAUUCAUGGCAGACACAUCGCGUGCAUAAUGCACUUAAGGGAGUUCCUGAUGAAAGAGAAGGUUUAUUUGAAACGAUACAAAGAAGUAAAAACCAUUAUCAGAAAAGGGCUUAUCAGUGUAUCAAAUGCAUGGUGCAGCUCUUUAGUAAAUGCAGACCGGCGCAUCAGCUUUUGCAUCACAGUCCAGAGUUGAAAAGAAAAUGGAGUCACGCUAUAGAUUGGCUCCAUGACGAACUUGACAAAAGACCAUAUGCUUCUACGGCGCCUUAUACACACGCGUAUAACAAUUGGUCACCACCAACACAGUCCAAUGAUUCCGCAAACGGCUAUGUUUUGGAACGUAGCAAUAGCGCAAGAAAGACACUAGAGCGAGCAUGCGAGUUGUGUCCUGAUGAAGAACCGGAAGUUGAAGAUACGAGUGAAGAUUGCGCGGAAGAAGCAGAAAAGUAUCAACAUACAUUUAAAUAUCAAUCUACCAAUAUCAAUCCAACCAAAUCAUUUCAAGUUUCUUCAAGAAUUAAGAGGCGUAAUAAUAGAAGCUUAGCAUGGGCAUCUAUGGAUUAUCCAGAUUUUACCGUGAUCCAACAAAUGCAAGAAGAGCAACAGCCUCAACCAGGACCUUCUCCAGUACACACACCCCACUUAGCGCUUCAAAUGCAUAAUCCACAAAACUGUGAGUCGUCACAAAAUACCAGCCAGGAUCCAUAAUGAACGCUGAAUACUGACGUUUUACCAAGUUGCUGCCUCAGUGAAACGAUUUCGAGAUACUUAGAUAUUACUGCGCCAGCAGCUUGGUGGCGAGCGGUAGCAGCAUAUGUACAGAUAUAACAAGUGAGGAUUUGUUUUUUUAGUGAUCAUUCUUUAACGAACUCAUGCUAAUCUCUUAGUUUCACUGUGGGUAGUUACUUUGAUAAUAUGACGUGCUAUAAAUGUUCGAACUGCAAUGUGAAAAUGGGAAACGAUUCCGACUGAGAAGUGAAUUAACGCAUGCUGGUUGAGGCAAUCAAUUCUCAACGAUAGUUUCUUUCUCCUUAAUCUUGACAUCUGUUUGUAUCCUCCGACGACUGUUUGGCUUCCAAUUCUAGAAAUAACAAUUUGACAAAAAAAUAAAAAUAAAAAUAUGCUGUCUCUUCUCGAACGAUCGAUAAAGUUAUAUUAUAGUACAGCUAGAAAUUUCAUUUGCCUCGAUUAAUGCAUGUGGAUUCAAGCUUAGGAAUAUCGUAAGAUUGUAUAAAUGUAUAGCGAGUAGUGUGUUACGGAAUCCCGUUCUCUGCCGAUUAGAAGACAAAAAUAUAAAUCAUAAUUUUCCGUAUGCCUAUGUAAAUUUGUUACUAAUAAAAAAAACCGAAGGGAAGUUGUCAAAUGGAACUUUCUGACGAUUGAAAGAUACGACUAAAAACUUAAAAAAAAAAGGUAAAUGAGCUAGUUCUCAUUUCAUUCAGAGAAAGCACAGUUAUCGCGAAAAAAGCUAUGUUCUAACAUAUUUAUAAAAUUAUAUAGCUAUGCUAUAUAUGUAUCAUAGCUUUUGCUAUUUAAUCUUUUAACAACAAUAAAAAGAAUCCUUCUUGUACUUAAUAAUCUCGAGCAUUCUGGAAGAAAGACACUUAUCGGCGGCCUGCCGCGCUGCUAAAUUUCAACAUACGCCAAUGAUGCCUCCUGUUGUGCUUUCUUUCAGUUCGACCGAUUUGAAAGAGUUGUGCCUUCGACAUUGUGCGACUCCCAUUGUACUUUUAGGUAGAUAUUUAAGAAUCAAGUUGUUGCUUCAAAUUUGAUUGCUUCGCUUGUUGAGUUGAUUAAGGGAAAGGAAAAGAGAAAAGAAAUUUAGAGGAUUAUAUCAUUGAAAACGCGUGAGAGAUGACGAGAGAUCAUUUCGUCGACGAGAGAGAUCGAUCGGAACGUAAUCUCGAAGCCCAAAAACGAGGCCACUUUAUUAGUUUAUCAUGACGCAUGUACGCACGUUUAAUAUAACAUCGAGUUGUCGGAUAUACGGACAGCUGCUUAAAAAUACUGGGACACUGUCCUCAUUUGGAGUCUAAAUUUUUACGAAGAAAAGGAAUUGAAAAGAACGAUAGUGAGACACAAAGAGGAUAUGGAGCAAACAAAUAUUAGUUUGUAUCGUUGUAUGAUACGAUUCAUCGUUGAUAGAGCUGUGGUCUUUUCACAAAAGUUGUGAAAGCGAUCAUGGCGCACAUCGGCAAUUAUGCCCGGCAUAUUAUGUAAUGGAGGUGCAUUCUACAGGAGAGAACGCGGACUAUGCGACGAACGACCCUCGAAUUUAAUGAACUGGCCAUAGCUCUGACUUAUUGAAUAACGUGUGUUAUAUAUAGAUAUUAUAUUAAAAAAAAUCUUUAAAAAGGAAAAGGGAAAUAAACAAGAGUCACAUGUGUAACAUGGAAUAAGCGAGAGCCGUGUGUAUACAUAAAUAAGAUUUCGUACGAAAAACCAACGACUAUGUCAAGACACCAGGAAAUAAUGACGUAUCGAUUAUUAUUGUUCGUAUUUAUCGAAUAUCGAGUUAAACAGUGUACCAAAUUAUAUGAUAGCUUCUAUUGGUUAAAUGAUAAUGGUACCUAAUCUUACUCAGAUAUGUACAUAUAGACAACCGCUUUUUAUAUGUGAUAAAAAAAUUAUUAUAUUCCUAUUAUACAUUGAGAUUUAGAGAAAUGCUAUUGUAAAUCCUGGUUUUUGUACACAGACUGUAUGCUAAGUUCACUUUUGUUAACAUGAACUGUAAUCUAUAAUUAUUUAAUAUUUAAUUGUAUCACUAAAUAAGCGUAUAAUGUACAAUACUUGAUUUUCUUUCUGUUCUUUUUUAAAUUACUUCUUCGAGAGAUAUGGGUUUACAAAACUGGAAGUGUCAUGAAUACUAGUGUCAUUUAUCUUAUGCGUGGUAGAAAUAAGGGAGACGUAUAGCCGAGCGUGUUAUUCUAAUCGAUGACAAAUAUGUCGCCGGAAUAUCGUUUCUUUUUUUUUGCCAUCGAAUGCAAGGUAGCGCUCGGUAUUGUCGCACAAGAACGAAAGAAAGGUGAUAUGCAAGGGGCGGUGGAGAUUGCGACGGGAUGUCAUUUUUCUAUGCGAAACAAAGGGUCACGUCAGGGAUUAAGAUCAAUGUAUAAUUUCUAAUUACGGAGGCACGCGAAAAUCGCCUGUGUGAAUUCGUUUGCGAGACUCGAAGGGCGAGAUGAUUGGCGUCGAGGCCUUUCCUCGCGCACGCGAGAACCCAUCGAAAUUAUACCGAUUUGCACAACAUUUGUAUGUAGCGGAGAGGAGCGUGAGGUAAGAGAAAGGUGUUCCGUGCAGCAACGUUUUUAUACGGCACGUAUGCGUGUUCCCCCAUUCUGUGGAAGGAACCGCUGAACUUAUACGCUGUUUAAUACGUUGCGUACAUGUCGGCGGAAGUAGCCAUCGCGAGUUUACGUUCAUUUCAGAGUACGAGGAUCAUCGGACAAAAAAAAGGGAAAAAAGCAAAAGGCUCAAAGGCAAAUGCAUGAACUAUAACGCACGUGUCGCUUGCGCGUAGUCUGCAUGCGGAGCCGCGCGUGAGACCAGAAUGUCAUAUCGUUCUCGAGAUCGUAUGCAGUUGUAACUCUUGUAAACGUAGCAAAGAGAGAAGAAGAAGAGGAAGAAGGGAAAGAGAAAAGGAUUUAUCAUCGACGUCUUUUUAGUUCUAAUUCUAAAGAAUUUUAAUUGUAUUCAGCGCGAAUGAUGCUCUAGUCAGUAAAAUUACGAAUAAACGAAAGGAGAUUAACAGCUUUCGUUCAUUUAAUACGAUCUGCGUGACGUUCUUGAAGCGCCGGCACGACGACGCAUUUGCGCGCAACUAGACCAACAACUGUGGAUCGUCGUCGUUGUUGUUGUCAUUGUCAUCGUCAUUGUUAUCAUCAUUAUCAUUAUCAUCAUUAUCAUUAUUGUCGUCGUCGCUACUUUGUAUCAAAUAGGCUACGAAUAUUUUUGCGGACGCGUACUCCGCAUAUUCUCAUUUGCCUUUGACGUGCGAAGAGCUCGUCGCUUGUAACUACCUCGACAGGCAGUCAGGGUGUCUACUUCGUACUUUCGUUUUGAUCCUCGAACAAAAUCCCGUCCUGAAGUAGGACGCGAUGGCGUGCUGGUGCUCUACCCAUGCUCGAUUGUCCUGUCAUUAAGAAAUGAGAAAACAUUAGUAUUAUGCACUGGUAAAAUAUUGGCAUUCGUAUCUUUUCAGGAGAAAAUUUCCUCAUCCUACCUCCGCGGAGGUUGAGAAUGCUCCUUGAACAGAAUGGAGGAUAAGGUCAUCGCUUCCGCUUUCGACCUAUUUUGUGCAUCAGCGCGACCGUUCGAUAUCGCUUUAUUUCGUUAGUUAGGAUCUAAGAAACGAACGAGAUUUGUCAGACAGAUUACGAUUUGACUGUAUCGAACUCACAAUUGGGGAUCGGGUGCUGUAAAGAACGCGACAGCAGGUCAUGAGUUGGUAUUUGGGUCGAGGACUCGGCUCCACUGAUUUCGGAACUUCAUAAUUUGUCGUCGACCUUGAUACCACGAGCCUCAGACCGGAAUGUGCUCGGCAGAUGUAAUCCUUACCAAAGUCAGAUACCAGAAGUAUAUUUUUUCUAAUAACCCCUUACUCGCUGGUCAUGUCCGCUGUACAUUUACAUUUGUGUAUCUUUUGUACGUGACUGGUUUUCUUUGGGAUGCGAACGUCGAUCAAAGAACGAUCUCACGAUGGUGAUAUCUUCGAUGUUCGGAUACCACGACGUAUUCCUUUUUACAUUAAUCUAAAUACGCUAGGUAGUUCACAUCGAAAGAAUGCGCAUAUCUUUAAGGAUGGAGUAGUCUGCAAGAACAAGAGAGUUGUAUCGAGGAGAAGAGAAAGAGCUUGAUCGAGAGACGUGUACACAAUUCUUUUCAGAAAGUGAAAAGAGAGUUUCCUCGGAGCAGGAGCUAACUGCUUCGCGUAAUACACAUGUAUAAUGAAGUAUAUCCUGCCGUUUAAAAUCUUUUUUCAGCUUCUAAUAUGUUUUGCAACACGCGACCUCCGAUCUCUAGGGAGGAUUACGUUCCAUGUGGAAGAGAUGUGUAAGUUGCGUUUGCGCGUAUAUGUACGUAAACAGGCUUGUCCUGUUGCAUGUACUUAGUUUCUAUGCUUUCUUCGCACGAAACCAAAUACUAGUACUUCGCAAAAGAGAAGGCGAGGGAGAGCGAUAGAAGAAAACGGAACAAAAAUGUAGGAACAUACCAGAAUUCGAAGAUCCUACACCGGAUUGCGGCGAAAGGAUGAAAUUUAGGACACAUCAUUUAGGAGCGAGCGCAUUAUAUUAAUUGCAAUUAAAGUAUGCUAAUAAUUGCUAUUAAAUAGUUAGGAGGAAUAUUUAUUUAUGCGCUGUGUAUGUCAAGGAACGUCUGAAUUUUACAUAGCUAUAUACAAUAUUUGCUUCGUCCAGCAGCAAGAAAGGCUCAAUUCGAAAUCUCCUCGGAUGAUUGGAUAUUGCAGUAUAAAACCGAAUUGACAACAAUUAACGAGAGAGCAAUUUUAUCCGAGGUACAAGAUAGAGUAUCUGUAAAUGUAUCCAUAAAGAAUUUAUGCAGGACUAACAUAUUGUGCAUAAGACGAAUGCGACAUGCGUGCGUGAGCAUCCUUGUGUAUUCGUCAUAUGAGAAUAUGAUUCAUGGAAUAACGUGAAUUUAUUGGUAAUAGCGUUAUUCUAUACGUCCAUUAGCCAUAGAUACAUGAUCUUCGAAAAAAAAAGAAUUGCCAAUACAAAAAUCAAAGUAGCAUAUCUAAUCGAAAUGUAUUCAAACGGAAAAAAUUAAUAUCAAGAUAUGGAGAGCUGAAAUGAGUAGACAACAAAUGCGUCAAGGAAUGCACUGCAUGCGAUAACGAGAAAAAAAAUAGUAUCGAGAAACGAGAUAGAAAUCACCAUGAGAAAGAGAUAAAUACGAAAUUAACGUAAACGACACAAAUGUCUGGGAGAUGUAACAAAAAUGCCGAAAGGUGUUUUCGUUCUUAGACAGUUUUGCGAAUAAUUUUAAAUGACAUUUAAAUCUCUAUAAUGAUACUUGGAAUACAAAAACAAUCGGAGAAUAAAUUCUGGUGUCCGAAGCUACUCUUACCCUCCGUACGAGUCAUUUGUAACAGGGUAGAGGAAAAAGUCCAUCGACAGAAAAAAUUACUCGAUUUAAAUAAAAAUUAUGUUAUUAGUAAUAUAUACUUUAAACAAGUAAUAUUCAAUUUUAUAAAUAAAUUAUUUGAACAGUAUUAAUAACAUAUUUAUUUGAAUCAAGUAAUCCAUUUUUCUUAUCAAUGUGGUCUGAAAAAAUUUUCGGAAAGAUCUGUUAAUUUUUUUUUUACCCAAUCGCUACAAAAUAUCGCGGAUAGAAUGGGAAACACUUACGUACUUUGGUACUAUCUUCCGCUGUUAAUAUUGUAAUAUGAAAUAUUACAGGGGACUUUCCGAAGUGAAUUUUUCGCAGCGAACUUCGAAAGAGAAUCAGGGGAAAAAAACGUUGGCGUAAGCGUGUAAAGAUUUUUAAAUCGUACUAUUAUCAUAUCCUAUUUGAUCAAUUAGGAUCUCUUACAUCCGUUUUCAAUGUAGAUUAACUUUAUCUAUUCUAAUUCUAAGAAUUAGAAGAAUAAAGAGUAAGUUAAACCAAAAAUGAAGUUAAUCUACAUUGAUGAAAAUGAACAUUAAUGAAGCUGCAAUUGCUUUUAAUUAUGUCUUUAUAUUUAUUUUGCUUUAAUGAUAGCUCUCAUAAUUUUUAAUAUUUUGCGACUGUCUCGACAAUCAAAUGUGUUUGCGCUUGCGAACGUUUUUGCUGGAGCCUCCUCAUUUCUCGUCUCACGAAUCAUCACACGAUGAGACGUAAGGACGAGUGUUUUCGAAUAUUAAAAUCGCAAUGCUCGCGUAAAGUCCUUCUUGAUUUCGUCCUCGUGUCCUUCCCGGAUUAUUCAUGGAUAUACGCGAACGAUUCGAAAGAUUCUGAAAUAUGCGAAAUAUUAGAAUUUAAAUAAUCCUAAAGUAGGAAUUAAGAGACUGGGGAUGUGCUAGGAAAGAUUGGAAUCUUUCAGUCCUUCGGCCGUCAUACCGAUCUAACUAUUGUAUUGUCAGAGAGGAGAGAUCUCUAGCAGAGAGGAGAGAGGAGAGAGAGAGAGAGAGAGAGAGAGAGAGAGAGAGAGGCGAGGAUAGCGAGAUACAGAUUUGCCGUCGACGUGCUGGAAUUCUAUGAGCAAAAAUGAGAAUAUACAAAACAGAAGCGCUCAGGUCGCCCCACGCGCUACAUAUCCGUUGAAAUGGCGCAUUUAUGCAGGCAUUUUUCAUUUAAAACUCGUAAACCGACUCGCCAACCGAUCCUGCGACCCUUCCCAUGCCGCCGACCCGCGCGAUUAUUUAUGGUCCCUCGCAGACUCUCUUUCGAUAUACAUAUUAUAUAUAUAAAUAUAUAAAUAUAAGUAUAAUUACUUAUAAGAUUGUAUAUUCUUAAUUAUAUAGAUGCAACGUGCUGACGUGCGCGCGCGCGCACGCGCGGUUGCUGAGGUGAUUUGAGAUAAAAAGAAAACUGCACACACACACACACACACACGUAACACCUGUAGACACGUAUACAGACACAAACAUAUAGACAGACACAAAAAUAAACAUAAAAAUAUAGGUACGUACGGGGGGGUUGCGGGCGACGGUUUGCCAAUUUUCGCGGGGGGCUUUCUCUUACGAACGGGCGACACCCGCGCGUCCUGCGUGUUCCGCAGUAAGGAGACCUCUGCCGCCUCCGGAAUCUUUUGUGUAUUAUUUCUAACAGAAUGUAAUAAAGUAAAGUUUAAACAGA
Solenopsis invicta (red fire ant) is the source of this 15195-nucleotide messenger RNA. RefSeq names its product probable ubiquitin carboxyl-terminal hydrolase FAF-X (gene faf). Gene Ontology annotation, biological process: cell migration; protein deubiquitination. Gene Ontology annotation, molecular function: cysteine-type endopeptidase activity; cysteine-type deubiquitinase activity. The record is from RefSeq and is a predicted model, not a curated record. The transcript has 30 exons. Gene Ontology annotation, cellular component: nucleus; cytosol. Lineage: Eukaryota; Metazoa; Arthropoda; Insecta; Hymenoptera; Formicidae. Bases 322 to 8106 code for a protein of 2594 amino acids.